Molecule: messenger RNA, 1635 nt
Organism: Nematolebias whitei (Rio pearlfish)
Lineage: Eukaryota; Metazoa; Chordata; Actinopteri; Cyprinodontiformes; Rivulidae
Gene: ttll7
Product: tubulin tyrosine ligase-like family, member 7
Exons: 13
Coding region: 115-1635 (506 amino acids)
Biological process (GO): protein polyglutamylation; microtubule cytoskeleton organization
Cellular component (GO): cilium
Molecular function (GO): tubulin-glutamic acid ligase activity; tubulin binding
Source: RefSeq, a predicted model, not a curated record
AGUAACUAGCGAGCUUGAGAGAACCCGUGGAGGGUGCUGCGAGCUCCCUGUGAGGCCCGCCCACGAAGCCUGGCAGAAAGCUUGGCUCGCCCCUUUACUCCUGCUGCCUCUGAGAUGCCCUCCCCCCCAAAUGAUGGAGAGGAUCAAGGAGCGUCCCCCGUGAACGGCCCAUCUGUGGGCUCCUACCAGAGCAGCGGGAAGAGGAAGGUGCAUUCCAAGAAGAAGAAAGGCACCAUCACUGCCAAUGUUGCUGGCACAAAAUAUGAAAUAGUUCGUACAGUUAUCAGCGAGAUGGGCUUCAUCAAAUCACGUGAUGAUGAUGAGACUGCCAACCUCAUCUGGAAUGACUCUGCCGUGCAGCAUGAGAAAAUUGCUGAACUCAGGAACUAUCAGAGAAUUAACCAUUUCCCUGGCAUGGGCGAAAUCUGCCGCAAAGACUGCCUAGCGAGAAACAUGUCCAAAAUGAUCAAGUGCCAGCCUCAGGAGUACAGCUUUAUACCUAAAACUUGGAUCUUCCCGGCUGAGUAUACUCAGUUCCAGAACUAUGUCAAAGAGCUUCGCAGGAAACGCAAGCAGAAAACCUUUAUUGUCAAACCUGCCAACGGUGCUAUGGGUCAUGGGAUCUCGCUUAUUCGUAACUGUGAGAAGCUGCCAGCCCAGGAACACUUUAUUGUUCAGGAGUACCUGGACAAGCCCUUUCUGAUGGAGGGCUACAAGUUUGACCUCCGCAUCUACAUCCUGGUCACAUCCUGUGACCCACUUCGCAUUUUCCUUUACAAUGACGGCCUGGUUCGUAUGGGCACAGAGAAGUACCACGCACCCACCGAGGACAACCUGAGCCAGCUCUACAUGCAUUUGACAAACUACUCGGUCAACAAACACAAUGAGAACUUUGAGCGAGACGAGACAGUGGACAAAGGCAGUAAGAGGUCCAUAAACUGGUUCACGAAGUUCCUCCACAUGAAUGACUACGAUGUGGCCAAGUUCUGGGGAGACAUCUCAGAAUUAGUGGUGAAAACAUUAAUAGUGGCUGAGCCUCAUGUGCUGCACGCUUACCGCAUGUGCCGCCCUGGACAGCCACCAGGGAGCGACAGCGUCUGCUUUGAGGUCUUGGGCUUUGACAUCAUACUGGACCGUAAACUCAAACCCUGGCUGCUGGAGAUCAAUCGAGCUCCGAGCUUUGGAACCGAUCAGAAGAUUGAUUAUGAUGUGAAGAAAGGAGUACUGCUCAAUGCUCUCAAACUCUUAAAAAUUAGGGCCAGUGAUAAAAAACGUAACCUGGCCCAACAAAAGGCAGAAGCUCAAAGACGACUUUAUGGGCAUGGCUCUAUGAAGAAACUCUCAGCGUCUUCCUCUGACAGAGAGAAAAAGCGUCACACACUAGAACGAAGAAAAGAAGAACUGAAAGAGCAACUAGCCCAAGUUCGCAAACAAACUUCCAGAGAAGAGCAUGAAAACCAACAUCUGGGGAAUUACAGACGUAUUUACCCCCCAGACGACAAGCUGCUGUUGGAAAAGUAUGAAAGCCUGCUCUCGGCCGCCUUUCAGACCUUCCUCGCCGGGCGAGCUGCCUCACUUCAAAAGGAAAUGAAUAAUCCUCUGAAACGAAUGAAGGCACUAACGGUUCUGAGUUAA